Messenger RNA from Cryptomeria japonica (Japanese cedar), 1997 nucleotides. Its product is annotated as UDP-glycosyltransferase 73C3. Lineage: Eukaryota; Viridiplantae; Streptophyta; Pinopsida; Cupressales; Cupressaceae. The transcript is spliced from 2 exons. Gene Ontology annotation, molecular function: UDP-glycosyltransferase activity. The coding region runs from base 228 to 1634 and encodes 468 amino acids. The record is from RefSeq and is a predicted model, not a curated record.
CCUUCCAUCUCUAAACUCACCAAAUUCUUUUUUUUAUUCUACUCUAAACUAACUACAAUAUUGACAGGAACUUGACCAUUUCAUCCCUCCUUGUGAAACGUUCUCAACCGCUAGUCUUCCUCUACAAUACAAUACGAUAAUUACUCUGUCAACAUGGUCAAGUGCUUGUGCUCUUAACAGUAAACCCAUUAGCGGCACAACGACCACGCAGUUGUAGAUAGAUAGCAAUGGCAAAUGAGGCGGGAAUAGCUGUGGACGCAGUUGCCGUUCCUUUUGUAGCGCAGGGGCACAUAAUUCCUUUCAUGCGCCUCUGCCAACUUCUUGCAUCCAAACAUCAUCUCACCAUUGCCCUUCUCACAAACCCCACAAACGCAAAGCGCCUCAGAGCAAUACAAAACGAUGCUUGUUCUUCAUCAUCAUCCCUGCAGAUCAUUGACAUCCCGCUGCCUCCCUCGGCGGUUCUGGAAAGCACCGAUCAACUGCUGCCCUCUCAAAGAGCCACACUCUACGCUACGAUUGAACAAAUGAAGCCCUCUUUCACUCACCUCCUCACCCAACUAAGACCAAAGUGCUUAAUUGCUGAUUUCUCCCCAAUUUAUCUCCCUGAGCUUGCCGAUGAAUUGGAAAUACCAGUCUUCUUCUACAUAACCACGGGCGCCUACGCUUUCAGUAUGUUACAUGCCCUUGCAAAUAGCUUUCCUUUUCCUCUUCCGGCGGACCACACGGCCGGUGUUCGUCUCCUCACGAGUUUUCCCAAACCGGUUUCUUUCACCAAUUCCGAUAUUCUUCCUCCUUUCCGUGGGGCUGGCCGGACAGGUAUCCCGUACGAUUUGUUCUCCAGGCAUUUUGGGCAAAUUAGGCGUAGCCAGGGUGUGGUGAUGAACACGUUUGAGGAGAUGGAGAUGGGAUUUGUAGAUCAUGUGCAGAGCUCCUUUGGGGUGCCUGCGUGGAGCGUCGGCCCGGUUCUGAACACCCAUUCAGCUGAUUUUGAAGAGGGAGGUGUGAAGGAUUGGUUGGAUCAUCGGGAUCCUGGAUCGGUGGUAUAUGUUAACUUUGGCAGCGAGAUUGUGCUUUCCGGGGAGCAGAGGGAGGAGGUUGCUGCAGGUCUAGAGGCAAGUGGGCAGUGUUUUUUGUGGGCGGUGAAGAAUCCUCCCGGGGAUGAAGGGUUACAGAGUGCUGUUCUUCAGCAAGGGUUUCGAGAGCGCACGGCGGACCGUGGUAUGGUGGUCACUGGUUGGGCUCCUCAACAGGCUAUUUUGAGUCAUUCUUCAGUUGGAGGCUUCCUGAGCCACUGUGGGUGGAACUCGACGUUGGAGAGUAUAAGUAAUGGAAUCCCUAUGUUGGCCUGGCCAUUUCAGUACGACCAGUCCUUUGUGAAAAAGCUGCUGGUUGAAGAGCUACGAGUGGCCGAGGAGAUUAAGAGGGAGCCCGUUGGAAAUGACGUUUUUAUUGUAACAAGUGCAGAAAUAGAGAGGGCUGUGAGAUUACUGAUUGAAGGGAAGGAAGGCAGAGACAUGAGAAGAAGGGCAUGUGAGUUGAAAGAAGCAGCAAUACGGGCAGUAGGAGAGGGUGGAAGUUCGUUUAAUAAUGUAGAGAAAUUUGUAUCCUUGAUCCACAACAUUCAGACCAAGUAGACGUGCUUCCCAAGUUUAAGCUAAAGACUAAUAAACAUGAAGGGAUGCACCAUUUUGUUAAGAGAACAAUCUUGAAGUUUUCUGUAACACACGGUAUUUAUUAUUUAUUGCCUAGUGAAGUCAGUAACAAGCUCUUCCAUAUUUUCAUACCAAAUUAACCAAUUAAAAAAAAAACUCUCUUCCGUCACUCCGCUUGCUGUUAAUGCUUAUACAACUUAUUUUAUCUCAUUCGUUCACAGAUUAUUCCAAUUCAUGCGAACGCUAACAUGAAUUCUUAACACCCCUUCUUGGUGUGAAUAUGGGAGAAAGCAAAUAACAUAAAUUGGAAACAAAUUGAGUAUCGUUUUAACACUUUCUUCUUCA